AUGCUAAUGAACAACAUUUUUAAGACUGUCAUAGGCUGGAAAGCACCGGGACGCUUGAGAAACCUGGCUGCACGAGCCAUCAGCAGCAACCUGAAGCUUCCACCUGCACAGUUGCUGAAGCUAAACAGGGUUGAGUCUGGUCAGUACCUGGAUGGGAGAAGUCCUAGGAAGACUAGGUUGCUACUGGAAGAUGUGUUAGUGAGGCCAGCAGAGGGAGCACAUCCUGUUGCUCUGAGUGUGUUUGGUGAGUCAGUGUCAGUGAUGGAGGGAGAUUCUGUCACUCUAAACACUGAUGUUACUGAAAUACAUGAGGAUGAUGAAAUACUGUGGAAUUUUGGAGCUGAAAGGUUUAUCGUAGCUAAAAUAAAUAGAGGGGCUGGAAUCUUCUCCAUAUUUGAUGGUGUUCUUGAUGGGAAAUUCAAAGAAAGACUGAAGCUGAACAAACAAACUGGAUCUCUGACCAUCACAAACAUCACAACUCAACAUGCUGGACUCUAUAAACUAGAGAUACAUGGAGCGAAACUGACAACAAAAGCAUUCAGUGUUUUUGUCUAUGCUCAUCUACCUGUUCCGAACAUUACCAGAGACUGUUUUUCAUCAUCAUCUUCAUAUUGUUCAUUGGUGUGUUCGGUGGUGAAUGUGGGUCAUGUGACUCUCUCCUGGUACAAAGGACACAGUUUAUUGUCCAGCAUCAGUGUGUCUGAUCUCAGCAUCAGUCUCUCUCUACCUCUGGAGGUGGAAUAUCAGGAUAACAACACCUACAGCUGUGUGCUCAACAAUCCCAUCAGCAACCAGACGAGACACCUCAACAUUACACAGCACUGUCAGCCAUGUGCAGAUCAGGGCCUACCGUUAUCUUAUUUAGCGGUGAUCUCUAUUCCUGUUGCUGUAUCUCUGUUGAUUGUCACCGCAGUCGUGAUCUUCUGGAUCUACAAGAAAUAUAGAAAAACUGAUCAAGAAGUUGAGACUCGUGAUGAUGAGGUUACUUACACUGAGCCAGUGUUCUACAAAAGAAAUGCACAUAAAUCGAAUAAGAAAGAUACAGAGGAAGAGCAUGUGGACUAUACACCUGUCGCCAUGAGAAGAGAGGAAACUCGUACCGAGUCUGAGUCUGUGGAUGAGUUUUGGAAGUGGUCGGCUUAUUAG
Molecule: messenger RNA, 1146 nt
Organism: Onychostoma macrolepis
Lineage: Eukaryota; Metazoa; Chordata; Actinopteri; Cypriniformes; Cyprinidae
Product: SLAM family member 9-like
Exons: 6
Coding region: 1-1146 (381 amino acids)
Source: RefSeq, a predicted model, not a curated record